This is a messenger RNA of Acytostelium subglobosum LB1, 2064 nucleotides long. RefSeq lists its product as hypothetical. Gene Ontology annotation, biological process: lipid metabolic process. NCBI's taxonomy places the organism in Eukaryota, Evosea, Eumycetozoa, Acytosteliales, Acytosteliaceae. Bases 1 to 2064 code for a protein of 687 amino acids. The transcript has 3 exons. The record is from RefSeq and is a predicted model, not a curated record.
AUGACUGAGUUGGGCUCAAACUCUAAUUCUGAGCAACAUGAACAUGAACAUGAGCGAGAACUGUUACAUAAUGACCUUGUUGUUGAGGUUAUGACAUCCUCAACAAACAAAGCGGUAGACAAUGCUACGACGACCACGGCAACGACACAUUUAGAGAACAGUAGAGCAACAACACCUGUGUUCAACAAGUCGACUGUUGUGGAUGUGGACUCUAGUGAGUGCGACCCUUUCGAACAUAUGCACUCCAACUCUGUCAACUUUACAAUACCAAUUGAGAUGUUACCAAUGACUUAUCCAGACAUUGCUCAAACAACUGGCGAUGAUAUAUUACAUAGUCCAAGUUUGAAUUCAUCCUCCUCAUCUUCAUCAUCUACAUCUUCACCUUCAACUUCACCACCAAUACAUGAUGGGAUACAACAACAAGAAGAAUCAUCCUCCUGGUUCUCAUCAAUACAGAGUUCAUUCAGGACAUUCAACAAUCGAAUCAAACAAAUGUUCAUCUCACCAGAGACAGAGGAGGCAUUGGGAGAGAUAGAGACAUUGUUCACAAAGUUCUUCAAGGAUGUACCUUAUUCAAAGUUCGACAUGUUGACAGGCUUGUUGCUGUUGGAUAGUUAUUAUAAGAACGCGCAUAUUGCAUCGGGCGAGCAUAAGGAGGACAAGGAGUUUGUACGAUUGGCAUCACAUUACAUGCGAUUCGCCGCAGCAAGCUUUGGCUCCAAGUACGUCUACAGUUAUUAUACCAAGCGCAAUGUUAUACAGGGUGUGACGGGCACCGACAGCUUGAAUGUGCAGGUGCUGUGCGAGCAUACAGGCAUUGGCAAAGACGACAUUAUAUGCUAUCGAUUCACGAGCACCAACUUUGAUCCUGGACACUUUGUCGCCAUUGAUCACAAGACCAAAUCAAUCAUCCUAUCCAUUCGCGGCACAUUCCACGCACGCGACAUCCUCACCGACCUCGUGGCCACCAACACCAAGUUCCUCAAAGGCUACGCCCACAAUGGAAUCCUGCGAUGUGCCCGCAACAAGUUCAACGAGCUCUCCUCACUUCUUGUACAACAAUUAGAUGAACAUCCAGGAUAUAGAUUGGUUCCAGUUGGACAUAGCUUGGGCGCGGGCACAGCGGCAUUGUUCACGUUGUUGUUCCACGCAGAGUACCCAGACCUGCCGAUACAUUGCUACGCUUUCGCGCCACCUUGCGUGACAUCGUUUGAGAUGGCGCUGGACGAGAGUACAAAGAGAUUGAUCACAAGCUUUGUACUCAACGACGAUAUGAUACCACGACUCAGCUACCAAUCACUGGAACAUCUAAAGACAAUGGUCUGCUCGUUACUCGAGAGCAACACCAACCUCAUUCAAAAGUCCUUCCAGAUUCUGGCCGCUGGCAACACGCUGGGCGAGGAGAUGACCAACAAGAUUGCAGGCUUCCUGCGCGUGAGUCGCGAGGUCAAUAUCGUGGCGACCAAGAGCAUAUUGUCCGAGAGCACGAUGCUGCCACCGGGCGACAUCUACAGGAUAUACAAGAUGGAGCAACGCGACAAGCACCAUGUGAUGGAGCGUUCCAACCCGGCACUGUUUGGCGAGAUCAUUAUAUCGAGCACGUUACUCACCGAUCACUUCCCCGACAACUACGAGAACGCCCUGUCAUCGUGUCUACAGAUGCUCAACGACAUCACGCCAGAGAACUAUCUAAGCGAGUUUGUACUGAUGGACAAUGGUGACAUUGUCUCUGAUAUUAAGCCGCCAGUGCUGGCGGGCGAUACUGAUGAUGUAUCUGAUUACUUAAGCGAUGAUGAUGAUGAUGAUAAUGACAAGGAAGAACACAAAGACGAACAAGACGACAACAACAACAAUGUAAAUAGAAUUUCACCAGCAGAAGAGAGUAUACCUACGACGAAGACGACGACGAUCAUCAAUACAAUUGCCAAUGGCGUGCAAGUUGUACCCGCCUCACAGCCAUCGCCAGUGUCCGAGCCAGCGCCAGCGCCAGUACCAGAGCCAUCGCAAGAGCAAGUUGUGACCGAGGAAGCCAUUGAAGUAUGGCCAACCACGAUGUCAUCUUGA